Onthophagus taurus is the source of this 2073-nucleotide messenger RNA. The record is from RefSeq and is a predicted model, not a curated record. NCBI's taxonomy places the organism in Eukaryota, Metazoa, Arthropoda, Insecta, Coleoptera, Scarabaeidae.
AUGGACGAAGAAAGCUCCAUGAUCCAGGCGAUUUCUACGCACAAAGGGGUCUACAAGGUGAAGAGACUAAUGUUCGGAGUUAAAACUGCUCCAUCUGCAUGGCAACGAUUCAUGGACAAAUUGAUGCAAGAUUUAGACGGUGUCGUUUGUUUUUUCGACGAUAUCGCAGUUCAGGGUGCAACUAUGGAAGAAUUAUAUCAUCGUCUACGCGCAGUUAUGCAGAGACUAACAUCUAAAUUGUAUCCUUUAUACCAAUUAUUAAAAACGAAUGUUAAAUUCAUAUGGAGUAAACAAUGCGAAAAUGUAUUUGUUGACCUCAAGAAAACCCUUACAAGUACAGAAGUUCUAACGCCAUUCGAUCCUGAAUUACCAUUAACAUUGGCUACAGACGCUUCACCCACAGGACUUGGUGCUGUUAUUUCCCAUACGAUGUCGGAUGGAAGUGAACGACCAAUAGCCUACGCUUCAAGAUCCUUAAAGAAAGCAGAACAAAACUACAGCCAACUAGAGAGGGAAGCCACUGCGAUAGUUUGGGGAAUGCGUAAAUUCUUUCAUUAUUGUUAUGGACGACGAUUUACGUUGAUAACAGACAAUCAACCACUAGUGCGAAUUUUUCAUCCACAAAAAGAUUUACCUGCUACUUCAGCUAUUCGUUUAAUCCAUUAUGCUAACUAUAUUUCAGGUUUUAAUUAUGAAAUAAAAUACCGCAACACCAAGGCUCAUGCUAACGUGGAUUACUUAUCCAGAAUGCCAGUUUCUAAGUCAUCAUUUUUAAAUCAUGAUUCACAUGAAUUAUUCCAAAUCAACGAAAUCGAACAAUUACCUAUAACGAAAAAUGAAAUACGAAGAAGAACACUUCGAGAUCCAUUGCUGAAGAAGAUUUAUAUUGCUAUAGAGACGGACGGUGAAAUGCCAAAAGGAUUUCCUCGAGAAGAAUUCACCAUUCAAGACGGAUGUUUAUUACGAGGAAUUCGAGUAGCGAUACCAGAGGAAUUCCGACAACAAAUUCUAGAAGAAUUACAUCAGUCACAUGCUGGAAUCGUAAGAAUGAAAUCUCUAGCACGAAGUUACGUAUGGUGGCCAGUUGUUAAUAAUCCUACUAAAAGUAUUGUUCAUCCUUGGGAUUAUGCAACCAAACCAUGGCAGCGUUUGCACAUAGACUACGCUGGACCAUUUCAUGGUACUUAUUUAUUCAUCUUAGUCGAUUCUUACUCGAAAUGGCUAGAAGUAAUACCUACUAAGUCAAUAACAUCGUCAAUUACCAUUAAUAUUCUUAGAGAAAUAUUCUCAAGAUUUGGAUUACCGUAUACAAUUGUAUCAGAUAAUGGUACUAAUUUCACAUCACACGAAUUCAAGAAUUUCUUAAAAUCUAAUGGAAUAAAUCAUAAAUUAACUGCUCCUUACCAUCCAGCAACUAAUGGACAGGCAGAACGAUAUGUUCAAACAGUUAAGAACAGUUUGCGAGCACAGAUUGGCGAGGGUGAUUUGUUAUUGAACCUCUGUAGAUUUCUGAUGCAAUAUAGAAAAACGCCGAAUGCAACAACUGGGAUUAGCCCGGCAGAAAUGUUGUUAAACAGAAAAAUAAGAACUACAAUAGACUUAAUACGAAGAUAUGUUGGAACCGAAAUAAAUGAGAGGAAUUUGAUGCCGACUGGAGACCGAAAAAAUAUCUUGGAAAUUGGAACUAAAGUACAAGCUAGAAAUUAUACACACCCAACUGAUAAAUGGAACUUUGGAACCAUAGUUGGUAGAAGCGGGACUCAACAUUAUGAUAUUGAAAUUCAAGGCAAAAUCCAAAGAAGACAUCGAGACCAACUUUUACCAUACGCGGGGAAGAUAAUUAAUCAAGAAAGACAAUUACCUAAAGAAGAAAUAACGCGAAAUAUUCAACAAGAAAAUCCAGAAGUUACGAAAGAAGUUCCGAAAAUUGAAACACCGUUUAAACUUCCACAAGAAAGGAAAGAAACUCCUGAGAAAACAACAAUUGUUCCUUCGAAAAUGACAAUUACACCAAUUCCCGAAUUACGACGAUCUGAAAGAAUUAGGAAAGCACCUAGCAGAUUAAAUCUUUAA